CGUAGCAUCGGCUGCUCUCUGUCAAGAGCCUAUCGCCGUUUGCUAACACGUACGGAGCCACGGGCAACAUCAACAUCCUCCACAGAACCGUGCGAUCGACAUCAAGCCGCCCUCUCCGGUUUCAUCUCAGUCGCGCACGGGUUUGCUGACUCUCCUCAAGCGGAAGCGGGCCGACGGCAUCAACAUGGCCAAGCAGACACCCAUAUCAGCGGUCAAUGCAUCAUCGAUAGUAUCGUCCGACUCAUCGGUACUGCGGCCCGGGUCCAAGGAGAACACUCUAGCGACGAUCGACUGCAUCUGGAUGGAUGUCGAUCCGAUGGUCGAGCGAAUCACUAUGAACGGCAUGGUUUCUGAGGAAAUACUCUGCUCCGUGGCCUCGGGGAUCAUGCAGCUCACCCGAACGGAGCUGCUUUGGUCCGGUGUCACCUGCGAGACACUCGCCAGCAUGACACUUUCGUCGAUGCUGAUUCCACAGCACUUUUACGAGGUCGCAGUCAAAGUCCAUCUGGCGUCAAUCCUGAGUUUCACAUCGUGCACAAUCAAGGCCACACCAACAAAGCCCGACACAGGCGCUCGCAGCACCGCAAACAUAUUUGCCUCCGACGGCGACAGACGAGCCAGCGACGAUCACAUAACCAAAGGCAUGAACGGCAUCAAGUCCAACACGAUGCUGUUCCUUCCUCGGACGAAAGCCUAUGCCUUGAUGGUCUUCACAGCCGAGGAGGUAUACAAGUUCUAUCCCUUCACGGAGGAAGAGAUCAGCAAAAUCCUCAAGAUCCUGACGUGGCUCACGGGGCUGGCGCCUUUCGAUGAGAUUGACUUUAUCAAGAAGGUUUUGGUGAGUGCAAGCGGAGCUUGGCAGAGGGCCCCUGUGCAGUUUCGUCGCAGAUCCUUCCGAUUGCUCCAUAGGUUGCCGGAUGAGAAAGAGAGCGAAGGGCGGUGCAUUUUACAUGUGGAGCAGCGAAUCAUCUCAACCGACCAUAUCCACUGUGCUUUGGCGCCAAGUCCAAGAAGCUUGAAUACACCCGGAGCGCCGCUCUCCGGAUGCUGCUGCAGGAGCCGUCGCCUUGGAUUGAUCAUUCCGCCGACCUGAUCGUCAUCCUCGACAACCUCACGGCCGAGCUUCUUCCCCAAAAGACCAUCGAUAUGGAGCGGCUAUUCCACUCGUGUCGCCUCGAGAUCGAAG
Molecule: messenger RNA, 1186 nt
Organism: Polychytrium aggregatum
Lineage: Eukaryota; Fungi; Chytridiomycota; Chytridiomycetes; Polychytriales
Exons: 4
Coding region: 185-1093 (302 amino acids)
Source: RefSeq, a predicted model, not a curated record